GGCGGAUAGAGCUCUCUAGCAGGUCUGGUAGGCCAGACCGGACCAAACCACCGGACGGACCUCUGUGGGAGCAUUAGUCCCAAGUCGAGGAUGUUGAUACCAGUGAACCAGGAUCAAUUCUCCCUAAAUGUUGGAACAGUGUUCUGAAGCUCUCUGCACAAUGGACCAGAGUGUUUCAUUGAAAUGCCUAUGCAAAAUGCUGACCUGCAUAUUCCCAUUUCCAGUGACUUGCCUUGGAAUAUGAACAGGAAAACCCAGGUUGGCUGGCUCCUCUGACUGAUGGCAUGUUGAGGCACAUGGGCCAGUGGCAACGAGGGCAUCCAAUCCAGAGAGGGCCGCUCUAGAGGCCCGGCCACCAGCAUCAUGGGCCAGUGUGUCACCAAGUGCAAGAAUCCCUCAUCAACUCUGGGUAGCAAGAAUGGAGACCGUGACCCCAGCAGCAAGUCACAUGGUAGGCGGAGUGCAAGCCACCGUGAGGAACAGCUGCCCGCCUGUGGCAAGCCAGGUGGAGAUAUCCUUGUUAAUGGGACCAAGAAGGCAGAGGCUGCUCCUGAGGCCUGCCAGCUGCCAACAUCCUCCGGAGAUGCUGGGAGGGAGCCCAAGUCAAAUGCCGAGGAGUCGUCUUUGCAGAGGUUGGAAGAACUGUUCAGGCGCUAUAAGGAUGAACGGGAGGAUGCAAUUUUGGAGGAAGGCAUGGAGCGCUUUUGCAAUGAUCUAUGUGUGGACCCCACGGAAUUUCGAGUGCUGCUUUUGGCUUGGAAGUUCCAGGCUGCUACCAUGUGCAAAUUCACCAGGAAGGAAUUUUUUGACGGCUGCAAAGCAAUAAGUGCAGACAGCAUUGAUGGGAUCUGUGCACGGUUCCCUAGCCUCUUAACAGAA
Messenger RNA from Odocoileus virginianus texanus, 879 nucleotides. NCBI's taxonomy places the organism in Eukaryota, Metazoa, Chordata, Mammalia, Artiodactyla, Cervidae. The record is from RefSeq and is a predicted model, not a curated record.